Monascus purpureus is the source of this 1314-nucleotide messenger RNA. NCBI's taxonomy places the organism in Eukaryota, Fungi, Ascomycota, Eurotiomycetes, Eurotiales, Aspergillaceae. The record is from the annotation of a GenBank genome assembly.
GCAGUGCACAUCAUAGCCAUCAACUGUCGAUCAUCGCAGAUUUCGCAUCCAUAAGCCUGAUUAUCUAAGCGCUGUGGAAAGGAACCGUAUCCCUACUUUCCCCUUAUUCAUUUUUCUUGGGUUUGAUCUCCUCCCUUCGUUACUACUGGACUACUGGAUGAAAAGCAUUGAGUCUUCUUUCCUUUUAAUCCCGCGGAAGUUGACGACGUUUUGCUGGUUUUCCUUCUUACUGAAUUGUGUAGAUCCAGCGCUGUACGGAGCAACUAGUUAGUCGCGCGACAUUUUCUCAUCCGCGCAAUCCCCUGGAACUGGGGAUAAGUGUGCCAGCUUGCCUUUUAUCUUCGAUUUAUACCGACGGGCUACGGUUGGCAUCGAAAGGGAUUCAGAGAAUAUGAUUCGGAUCUUCUCUCGCGUUCUUGACUAUGGAGCUCCUUUCUUUCUCAUCAGUUCUCCUGUCACGUCGUACGCGGACCAGAUCUACAGUAUGCACCGGAAAAGGAACUCUACGGGCUUUUCCUUGGAUAUCCCUUUGAUCAUGCUCGUUGCAUCGAUUCUGAAGGUGUUCUAUUGGUUUGGCGCCUACUAUUCGAUCACGCUGUUUGCGCAAGCCAGUGUCAUGAUCGUCGUGCAGCUGUUAUUGCUCAAGGUUGCAUUGGACAACAGGCCCUCUCCGGGAGUGAAGAAUGGCGUCGAGCAUGUUCCAUUCAGCAGUGUCGACGGCGAAUAUUCCAGACCGUACGAGUUUUGGCAAUGGAGGAAUGCGAAACCGUAUUGGAUGUGUUUGGCAUAUUUCGUUGCAGCGCUCUUCUGCAUCCACCUCACGCCAGUCGCUCGCACAGAAGCCUAUACCAACUUCCUCGGUUAUGUCGGUUUAGCGGUAGAAGCUACCCUCCCUCUUCCCCAAAUCCUGGCGAACCAGCGAUCGCGCUCGUGUGCGGGAUUCAGGCUCUCCGUGCUGGCCUCUUGGCUUAUUGGUGAUGCGAUGAAAAUGUGCUACUUCUUUGGCAGCACGGAGGUCAUCCCAUGGUCGUUCCGGACGUGUGGUAUCUUCCAAUGCAUGUGCGAUUGCUACCUUGGGAUACAGUUCUGGAUGUUCUCUAGCAGCUCCUUCAAAACUGCUGCUAGUAGUCCUAGAGGGAGUGGUGAGAGGUGGGGAGCCGAGGAGAAAGAUAUCCGGUUAUCUUAAAUUUAUCAUGGCAUUUUGGAAAAGUUGAAAUAAUUUCAAUUGUCUUGUACAGUUGUUUGCAAAACCGGUGCACAGAUCAUACUCCUCGAUUCUUUUUGAAAUAUGAAUGCCAAAACGGAGGAAUAUCA